AUGGUGAGUGCACCCAAAAAGGCCAAGAGGAGGCAGGGAGAGGGUGGCUCCUCCAAUGUGUUCUCCAUGUUUGAGCAGAGCCAGAUCCAGGAGUACAAGGAGGCCUUCACCAUCAUCGACCAGAACAGGGACGGCAUCAUCACCAAAGACGAUCUGAGGGACGUGUUGGCCUCCAUGGGUCAGCUGAAUGUGAAGAACGAGGAGCUGGAGGCCAUGAUCAAGGAGGCCAGUGGUCCAAUCAACUUUACUGUCUUCCUCACCAUGUUUGGUGAAAAGCUGAAGGGUGCUGAUCCCGAGGACGUCAUUGUUAGUGCUUUCAAGGUUCUCGACCCAGAGGGUACCGGCUACAUCAAGAAAGAUUUUCUUGAGGAGCUUCUGACCACCCAAUGUGAAAGGUUCAGUGCAGAGGAGAUGAAAAACAUGUGGACCGCCUUCCCUCCAGAUGUAGCUGACAAUGUUGACUACAAAAACAUCUGUUACGUCAUCACACACGGAGAGGACAAGGAGGAGUAAACUCCUUUCAGUGUCUUAUUUAUCUACCUCUUACCUCAACCCUCUCACACGUGGUUCCUUCAAUGGUUCCUUCUUCUCUGUGGCAUGCUCAGGCCCUCUCCUUUGAUGAAUGUUCCUCUCGUUCACACGGCUGAUAAUGAUAGACUUUAACUCCAUUGCAGAAAUCCUGAACUGGGAGUCAGGAUGGCUUUUGGAGGUGAUGGGAACAUUUUCAAUAAACAGUAA
Messenger RNA from Neoarius graeffei (lesser salmon catfish), 738 nucleotides. RefSeq names its product myosin regulatory light chain 2, skeletal muscle-like. Gene Ontology annotation, molecular function: calcium ion binding. Bases 1 to 513 code for a protein of 170 amino acids. NCBI's taxonomy places the organism in Eukaryota, Metazoa, Chordata, Actinopteri, Siluriformes, Ariidae. The record is from RefSeq and is a predicted model, not a curated record. Gene Ontology annotation, cellular component: cytoplasm. The transcript has 6 exons. Gene Ontology annotation, biological process: skeletal muscle tissue development.